AAAGAUUAUAUUUUUCAUUCGUUAUUAGUUAGCCAAAUUCAAAUAGCUUUUCUUGUAAUCCCGCCUAAAUUGAUUUUUUAUGGUCAAAAGAUCAACUGUUUAUUUAAUCUAAACUGUUAUUUUAUGGUAACGAUUAAUAACUUUAAGUUGUCUUGUUUUCCGUAUUCAAAAUGUCAUUUGGUGACAGCCACUGUCGGCGAAUUAGCAAUUAGCAAGCUAACGAAUCUUUGUAUUUAACGUUACGAUAGCGCACACUAACCAGUCAACUAUACGUUCAGAAAACCAAUCAACACAAAGGUCCAGCCACAGUGAUAUGAGCAGAAUGAGAGAGAGCCCCAGGAGACCCCUGAUCCUGAAGAGGAGAAAACUACCAUUUCAAAGAAAUGAUGUCCCUCAUGAUGAGCCAGAUGGCUUGCGACGCAAAGACAUUGUCUCUUCAUCCAGUGCUCAGUGCUUUCCGGAUGGCAUUCGAAUCAUGGAUCACCCGAGCAUGCCUGACACUCAAGUGGUUGUUAUUCCGAAGACUGCGGACCUUAAGAGUGUCAUUGGGGCUCUUACAGCCAAAGGAAAGGAGUGUGGUCCUCAAGGGCCAAACAAAUUUAUCCUCUUGAGUGGCAGUGGCAGUCUUGAAGAAGCAGCAGAGUCUCUUUGCCAGUCCUCAUUGGACACACCAGGGAAAUCAUGUCAGGGUGGCCUGAUCUCUCCAUCUCUAUCAGAAGAAUGCACACUGACAGACUGUCUAGUAGAAAGCAAGUCUCUGACCACUAUUAAACCCUUAAACAAAGAGCUCGAUUGCAGUCCAUUAGAUGACAGCUUGACCAACAUUCAGUGGCUUGGACGGAUGAGCACAGACGGCCUCGGACCUGAUCCUUUGAGGAAAUCUUCAAACAAAGAGAACCAGGAAUCUUGUCAGCAACUUCAACCGCCACCCAGAGACUCUGAUGACGCUGUCAAAGAUCCCCAGUCAGAAAGACCCCCUUACUCGUACAUGGCCAUGAUUCAGUUUGCCAUCAACAGUAAAAAGAGCAGGAGGAUGACACUGAAGGAAAUCUAUACUUGGAUAGAGGACCACUUUCCCUAUUUCAGAAAUGUAGCCAAACCAGGCUGGAAGAACUCCAUUCGCCACAACCUGUCUUUACAUGAUAUGUUUGUACGUGAGACUGCUCAAGACGGCAAGGUGUCUUAUUGGACUAUUCGUCCAGAAGCCAACCGAUGUCUGACACUGGAUCAGGUUUACAAGCCUGUGGUGGACUCCACCACCUCCUCCUCCCUACAAACCCUGCAGGUCUGUGACUCACAACAACAGAAGCGGGGUGUCACAGAGCUGAAGAAAACUACAGCAUCUGUCACAUCAGAGAGGAAGAUGAAGCCUCUCCUGCCUCGGACAGACUCCUACUUGGUCCCAAUCCAGCUGCCCCUGGCAUCUCAACUGUUUUUACCCUCAUCGGCUCAGCUCUCUCUACCUGCCUUGCAGCAGACCUGCAGCUCAUAUGGUGCAGGGAAGAGGGUCCGCAUCGCCCCAAAGGUGCUGCAGAGUGAAGGGCCCUCGUAUAUGAUGUGUAUGCCUUCCUUGGAGGAGGUGGUGAAGGAGGAAUCCCAGAGUAUCCCUGUCAGCAGGGAGACCGGAGCUGGAGCCACAACACACAGCACGAGCAUGGGCAGACGAGAGUCCAGCAGUUCACGGCGCAAGCAGCGCCUGGUCCUGCCCUCCACCGAGGAGCCUGUGCUCCUCUUCCCCGACAGCACUUUCUUUGAUUCGGGCCUGGCCUCCAACAACUCCACUUUCCAGGACACGCGCGAUGCCGAGCUGGAGCAGCAGACACAGCCGCCGCCGCAGCAGCAGCAGCAGCCCAGUGCUGAGCCCGACAGCCCGUCAAGGGAGUACACCUUCAAGACCCCCAUCAAGAGCACUCAGCCGGCCUCGUCCACCCCCAGCAAGCCGCCCGCCACCGUCCUCCCCGAGCCCUGGAGGGUAACGCCACUGGGGAAGGGCGGCCGCAGUGUGCUGGACUUCAGCCCCAUCCGCACGCCCACCGGGCCGUUGCUCACGCCGCAGCGUUACGACAACACCACGUUCAGCUUCAGCAGCACACCCUUCAAGGAGCUGCCGCUCUUCAACUCCCCCCGGGAGCUACUGACCUCAGCGCGGUCCUCCACCUCCGCUUCCACCCCGACCUGCUCCCGUGAGCUCCUCCAGAUGGGGCUCCCGGCCCUCUCCAAUCGCUCCCUGACCGAGGGGCUCGUGCUGGAUACCAUGAAUGACAGCCUGAGUAAGAUCCUGGUGGACAUCAGCUUCUCAUGCCUGGAUGAUGAUGAGCUGGGUGUGGGCAACAUCAGCUGGUCACAGUUCAUCCCUGACCUCAAGUGAACCCACCCCACCCACCGGCAGAUCCUUCAGCCUCUUGUUUUCUGAGCUGCUCACAAAUUAUUUGUUUUGUAACUAUCUUAUUUGUACAUGUUGUUUCUCGGUUUACCUCCCUUUUUCCUUUUUCUCCUGAUUUCAAGCUUCUCUCACUGCCUAUGUGUACUUACUGUGUUGUAUGUUAAAUGUUUGUGCGUGUUGUAAUGUUAUGCCCAGGUCCUUUCUUCACUGCCCUUCAAUUUGGCCCUGAAGAAUAUUUUAAAGGUGCACUCCACCCCUUCGACCAUAUCUAUUUUUAUACCUUUACAGCCUACCUUGCAUCAAAAAUGUCUUCCAUUUUACCAUUUUACUUCUUACACAGAACCUCUCUCUCAGUCUUUUGUAGAUUUCAUAUGGGAAUAAGCCAUAUGACUUAAAAGUCCAAUCUCUGAGACUAAAGGUUUAAAGCAACGGGUAAUCAUUCAUUCUCUAUUCAUGAUUGAAACUUGAGCAUCACAUUUAUUGGAAUGUGUACUCUGCUCCCUGAGUGAAAUCUUCCAUUGAGCAGUAGUCAAAGAGUGACUGUGUAUGGACCUUCUCACUAUCUAUGUACAUGGCUGGAGUGCACCUUUAAAACCAACUAAGCAUAACAAAUGAGAGAAUGUCGAUAGAUAAACGUUGAUUUGCACAUUUUGUAAUAUAUAUGUAUCUAGCUGUUGAAAUUUAAAAUUCACAUAUUUUGAUUUAACUAACUGCCAGAGGAGACACUACUAUGCUAGCUAAGAAAAAAAAAAGACAUGUAUGCUUUAGCUGAGAAGGGAGAACUGCCAGACUUAAAAGUGAAGGAAAAAUAGAGACAGUGAAAAAAAACUUGGUUUAGACACAGAAAUAAAGGACCAUUUUGCAAUAGCUGAAAUGUUAUAACUGUGCAGCAUAUUAUACGAUGGAAACUGAAGGUAUAAUCUGUUUCAGUGCACUUUUACACUUCAAUAACUAGUUUUUGUGUAUCUUCACAUGAAUAAUGCUUGGCUUGUCUACCAUUUGCUAUGAAUGAUCUUGGCAUUCUGCCUUUCAGCAGUCACCUAAGUGGGACAUUGUCAAAGUGACUUGCUGCUCUGUUGCUUGUCCUAUGUGCCUGGUUAUUCUCAAUAAAUCAGUGUACAGUAAACAUCAA
Messenger RNA from Alosa sapidissima (American shad), 3515 nucleotides. It is a transcript of the gene foxm1, whose product is annotated as forkhead box M1. Gene Ontology annotation, molecular function: sequence-specific DNA binding; DNA-binding transcription factor activity. NCBI's taxonomy places the organism in Eukaryota, Metazoa, Chordata, Actinopteri, Clupeiformes, Clupeidae. Gene Ontology annotation, biological process: G2/M transition of mitotic cell cycle; regulation of DNA-templated transcription. The record is from RefSeq and is a predicted model, not a curated record. Bases 314 to 2368 code for a protein of 684 amino acids. The transcript has 9 exons.